This is a messenger RNA of Rhodamnia argentea, 1378 nucleotides long. Its product is annotated as UPF0481 protein At3g47200-like. NCBI's taxonomy places the organism in Eukaryota, Viridiplantae, Streptophyta, Magnoliopsida, Myrtales, Myrtaceae. The transcript has a single exon. The record is from RefSeq and is a predicted model, not a curated record. Bases 53 to 1378 code for a protein of 441 amino acids.
UUCGUAAACAGUAUCCCGUUUGCAGGAUACCGACCGGCUGGACGGAAACCAGAUGAAUCAAGACAGCAACUGCAGCAUGGUCGCGGUGGAGCUGGACUGGCCUCGUUACAUGGAGCAGCGGUUCAGGGAAAGGCCGAGGCUUUUGAGACAGACGGCGAGCAACGGGUUGUGCUGCAUCUUCAGGGUCCCGAGAAGCGUGUUCGUGGGCGACCCCAAGGCGUACGAACCCCAGAUUGUGUCCAUCGGCCCGUACCAUCGGGGGAAGGAGCAGGUGGAGAUGCUGGAGCAGCACAAACCCCGAUUGUUCGCUGCCCUGCUUGAUCGAACCCGUGGGCACGGCGCACCGGCGGAAGCUUAUUUCCGAACCAUGGCAUCAGUGGAGACAAAAAUAAGGGAGUGCUACUCGGAGGAUCUGGAUUGCGGAAGCUGGAGUUUGAUCGAAAUGAUGAUUCUCGACGCGUGUUUCGUGGUCGAGAUGUUCCGGGUCACAGCAUCCCUAGUUCCUGCAGAUCCCGCCGAUCCCUUGUUCUCCAUGCCCUGGGUUUACUCCUUCCUUACGCUGGAUCUCCUCCUGAUAGAGAACCAGAUCCCCUUCUUCGUCCUCGAGACCGUCUUUGAAUUGUCCAUGGCUCCCACAGAAGCCCACUACUCCCUCAAUAAGCUUGCCUUGGAGUUCUUCAACUACAGGCUCCGUAGGCCGCAGCAUGAACUGGAGCGGCACUAUCACGUCCCUAACGUCACUCACUUGCUCGACUUGUUCCGACUCAGUCUGGUCGGCCAUCUAGAGCUGGAGGAUCCUGGAGAUGUCAACGAGGAGUUCCUGCAGUUGAUCCCCUCGGCCAAGCAGCUACUCCUCGCGGGGAUCAAAUUGAAGCCGAGAAAGAGCGACCGCUUCAUCGAUGUCCGGUUCGAGCGGGGAGUGCUUCAAAUCCCUCCUCUCACUCUAGAUGUUUUCACCAGAUCCCUCUUUCUCAACUGCAUUGCCUACGAGCAGUGUUCCUGCUACUGCUCUAAGCACAUCACCACUUACGCUGUCCUCAUGAGCUGCGUCGUCUCCACGGCAGCCGACGCGGCGCUGCUGUCCGAGCACAACAUCAUCGUCAACUUCUCGGGCUCCGACGAGUACGUGGCGAGGUACUUCAAUAACCUCACUUGUGGCGUCAGCUUCGACAUCAGCAUCAGCUAUUUGGCCGGGUUGUUCGGGGAAGUGACCCGAUAUCACCAAAACAAAUGGCACGUUCAGUGGUCGGGAAUCAAGCGCGAGUACUUCGGUAGCCCCUGGUCCUUCAUUUCAGCUGUGGCGGCUUUCAUCCUCUUAGCCCUUACUGUCGUGCAGGCCUUCUACGCUGUUUACGCUUAUUACCGCCCCUCAAAGUAA